Molecule: messenger RNA, 5295 nt
Organism: Canis lupus familiaris (dog)
Lineage: Eukaryota; Metazoa; Chordata; Mammalia; Carnivora; Canidae
Gene: DENND3
Product: DENN domain containing 3
Exons: 23
Coding region: 22-3876 (1284 amino acids)
Biological process (GO): regulation of Rab protein signal transduction
Cellular component (GO): cytoplasmic vesicle
Molecular function (GO): protein binding
Source: RefSeq, a predicted model, not a curated record
GGGCCGGGCCGCCGAGCAGGCAUGGCGGAGGCCGCGCCGCAGGCUCUGGCGCUGCCCUCGGGGCUGCUGGAGCUGUGCGCGCUGCUGGGCCCCUCCCGGGACAGCCUCCGCGGCCCCGAGCAGGCCCAGCGGAAGGGGGUGGGCGGCCCUCCUCUCGAACCGGAGGUUCUGUCCGUGUUUGUGCCUCCCUUCGUCACUAAGGAGGACAGUCAAACGGCCAGCGCCCCCUGUGCCACCCUGAGCAAGACCAGGAGGCGCUCGUUCAGAAAGAAGAGGGACAAGCCCAAAUCUGAGCCCUGGAAGGGCCUCCCUCCCGAAGAUGUCACUGUCCCCAACGGCGUGGACCUGCUCGCCCUGCCUCAGCUCUGCUUCCCAGGGGGCCUAUGUGUGGCCUCCGAACCGAAGGAAGACUGUGUCCACUUUCUGGUGCUGACGGAUGUCUGUGGGAACAGGACGUACGGCGUGGUUGCCCAGUACUACCGACCCCUGCACGACGAGUCCUGCUUCUACAACGGCAAGGCGCACUGGGAGCCGUCCUGGCCGACCGUGGGCGUGGCUGGCUGCUUUGUGCCCUUUGCGGUGUGCGUGGUCUCCAAGCUGCCCUAUUACAACGCCCUCAAGGACUGCCUGUCCUGCUUAUUGACUCAUCUGAAGCUCUGUAAAGAUUUUGAAGUUGACAAUCACAUAAAAGAUUUUGCUGCAAAACUGUCUUUGAUACCUAGCCCACCGCCUGGACCGCUUCAUUUGGUAUUUAACAUGAAGCCACUCCAGAUCGUGUUCCCCUCGCGCGCAGACCCUGAGAGCCCGGUCAUCGACUUGGACCUCCACCUGCCCUUGCUGUGCUUCAGGCCUGAGAAGGUGCUGCAGAUCCUGACGUGCCUCCUCACGGAGCAGCGGAUCGUGUUCUUCUCUUCCAACUGGGCGCUGCUGCCGCUGGUCGCCGAGUGCUUCAUGGCCUACCUGCACCCCCUGCAGUGGCAGCACACGUUCGUGCCCGUCCUGUCGGGCCAGAUGCUGGACUUCGUCAUGGCGCCGACGUCCUUCCUCAUGGGCUGCCACCUCGACUACUUUGAAGAAGUCAGCAAGGUGUCCGCGAAUCAGACUCUCACACCAAUCUUUACGAACUUACAGGAGGCGGACGGCCUGGUUCUGAUAAACAUCGAUAACGGGAGCAUCACCUGCUCUAACGAGGAGGACGUUGACCUCCCUGACAUCCCCCUGCUGGCGGCACAGACGUUUAUUCAGAGGGUCCAGAGCCUGCAGCUGCACCACGAGCUGGACCUCGCCCACCUGGGUGCCAGCACGGACCUGAACGAGGGGCGCGCCCGCCGGCGGGCCUGGCAGCGGAGGCUCAACUGCCAAGUGCAGCAAGUGGCCUUGCAGCUGCUCUUCAGCAUCUUCAGGGAAGUGAAGAAUCACUUAAAUUAUGAACACAGGGUGUUUAAUAGCGAGGAGUUUCUCAAAACCAGAGCUCCGGGGGACCAGCAGUUUUACAGACAGGUGUUGGACACCUACAUGUUUCACGCUUUCCUUAAAGCCCGGCUCAGCAGGAGGAUGGACGCCUUCGCCCAGAUGGACCUCAACACGCAGUCCGAGGAGGACAGGUUAAACGGGAUGCUGGCAAGUCCAAGAAGACCAACCAUUGAGAAAAUGGCCUCGCGGAAAUCCUCGGCCCUGCACGCCGUCCACAGGCGGAUGGUGGUCAGCAUGCCCAACCUGCAGGACAUAGCGGUUCCCGAGCUGCUGGCCCGGAACUCGUCACUGCGGAAAGUCGACUCCACGGGCUGCGGGAGCGUAGUCCUGAAUGUGACUCCUCCGUCGACCUACAUGUUCAAGAUCCCAGAGAUCCACUUCCCGCUGGUGAGCCAGUGCGUGCAGGCCUACUACUCCGACUGCGUCGCCCUGCUGAGCAAGGCCAUGGGGCUCCUGGCUCCCGACAGCUCCGUGCUCCUGGCGAGGUAUUACUACCUCCGCGGGGCCGUGCACCUGAUGCAGGGGCAGCUGCUGGACGCCCUGCUGGACUUUCAGAGCCUGUACAAGACGGACAUCAGGAUCUUUCCUGCCGAUCUCGUUCGGAGGACGGUGGGGUCCCUAUCGGGCCCCCAGCGCGCCCAGGCCGAGCGUGUGCCUGAGCUGCGGCGGCUCAUCAGCGAGGUGGUGGACAAGCCGGGAGAGGCCCCCAAGCCGGACGACCGCGUGAAGAACUUCGAGCUGCCCAAGAAGCACAUGCAGCUGGACGACUUCGUGAAGAGGGUGCAGGAGUCGGGCAUCGUGAAGGACACCAACACCAUCCACCGGCUGUUCGAGGCGCUGACCGUGGGACACCAGAAACAGAUUGACCCGGAAACAUUCAAGGAUUUCUACAACUGCUGGAAGGAGGCCGAGGCGGAGGCCCAGGAGGUCAGCCUGCCGCUGUCGGUGACGGAGCAUCUGGAUAAGAACGAAUGCGUGUACAAGCUGUCCAGCUCCGUGAAGACCAACCGCGGCGUGGGCAAGAUCGCCAUGACCCAGAAGCGCCUGUUCCUCCUGACGGAAGGGAGGCCGGGCUACGUGGAGAUCUCCACCUUCAGGAACAUUGAGGAAGUGAGAAGCACCACGGUCGCAUUUCUGCUUCUGAGAAUUCCGACUCUAAAAAUUAAAGUGGUGUCCAAGAAGGAAGUGUUUGAAGCUAAUCUGAAAACGGAGUGUGACCUGUGGCACCUGAUGGUGAAGGAGAUGUGGGCCGGGAAGAAGCUGGCCGAUGACCACAAGGACCCGCAGUACAUCCAGCAGGCGCUGACGCACGUCCUGCUGAUGGACGCCGUGGUCGGCACGCUGCAGUCGCCCGCUGCCAUCUACGCCGCCUCCAAGUUGUCUCACUUCGACAGGAUGAAGAACGAAAUGUCCACGCCAGUUCCCAGGACGACCUCGGAAACCCUGAAGCACAAGAUAAACCCCUCAGCGGGAGAGACUUGCCCACACGCCGUGGACGUCCUGCUGUAUACUCCAGGGCAUCUAGACCCAGCAGAAAAAGUAGAGGACGCCCACCCCAAGUUAUGGUGUGCUCUGGACGAAGGCAAGGUGACCGUGUUUGACGCUUCCUCUUGGACGAUUCACCAGCAGUGCUUCAAAGUGGGCGCCUCCAAGUUGAACUGCAUGGUGAUGGCAGAGCAGAACCAGGUGUGGGUCGGCUCGGAGGACUCGGUCAUCUACAUCAUCAACAUCCACAGCAUGUCCUGCAACAAGCAGCUCACCGACCACCGCUCCAGUGUCACGGACCUGGUUGCUCAGAACGGAACACCCAGCAAGGUGUACUCGUGCAGCGCGGAUGGGACGGUCCUGGCGUGGAACGUGAGCACCCUGCGUGUGACCAGCAGGUUCCAGCUGCCGGGCGGCGGGCUCUCGUCCAUCAGCCUGCAUGACGGCUGCCUGUGGUGCUGCACGGGGACCAGUAUCGUGGCCGUGAUGACCAGCGGGCUCCUUUGUCAAGAACUGAAGGUCGGCGAGAACUUCAAGGAGAUGAGCACGUCCUUCGUGGGUUUCCAGCUCCUCCCCGAGCAGGACCAGCUCUGGGUGGCGUGCGCCGGACUGGCCAGCAUCUACAUCUGGAGCCUGGCAGACCUGACACAGCCCCCUCACCGGGUCCCCCUUCAGGACUGCUCCGAGGUCAGCUGCAUGAUCAGAGUGAAGCAGCAGAUCUGGGUAGGCGGCACCGGCCUGUCCCAGGGCCUGGCCAGAGGGAAAAUCUACGUGAUCGAUGCCGAGAGGAAGACGGUGGCCAAGGAGCUGGUGGCCCACAUAGACAGGGUGACAACGCUCUGCUCGGCGGAGGACAGAUACGUGCUGAGCGGGUCGGGCGGGGGCGAGGGGAAGAUCGCCAUCUGGAAGGUCGAGUAAACGGGGGCAGAUGGGCCGAGUGGGGCUGUGCUCUACGAGCCCCGCCCUCCUGCCCCCCAACCCGUGCUCCCCCAAAAGGUGGGCCGGGGAGCCAGUCGGGGCCCCCGGGGGGGUGGGGCGGUGUGGCUGCACGGCUCUCUACUGUCCCGGUUGAACUGUAUCCACAGCGUUUCGGGCUGGUGCUUCACAGGGAGGCAGUGGGGUCAGGUUGCUGUGAAGUUGCGGUGCGUGCUGUCUAGAACCUUCCGGAGCCCACGAGCAGGGGCCAGCACCAGGGCAGGGAAUGGUUUAACCAAAGCACCACGUAUGACCUGCCAGCCUCAGGCAGCUGGUUUGCGUUUCCUCUACUCCUUCAUUCAGCACAAGUAGAGUAAGCGUCGGGUUUAGGGGCGACCCACAGCCUUAAACUGACCUCGUUCCCAGCAAAGCUGUGAGAGGAGGUGUGUUUAAAUGACCACUUUGUGCUUGAACACAUCCCUGCCUCCUCUCGCUGUGCCCAUGCCGAGCAGGGGCCCGCGGAGGGGACAGAGGGGACAGGGCUGGGCUAGCUGAGGCAAGCUCUGUGUUUUUUUUUUUUUUUUCCUUUAAUGACAAGUUUUUAUGAUGAAGAAACCCAGGGAGACUUUCCUACCAAAGAUCAGUUUCAUCUGUAGUUCCACCUAAAAUAGCAGAAUGUAUAAUCGAGUGUUCUAGAAGUCACUGCCGCUCACAGGGACGUCAUUUCCACCGUCCGCAGCUUGUGUGCACCGUGUGUCUCCAUAGAUGGUGCUGUAUUAUUGAACUGAAGACGAUCCUACUUGCUAAUAUUUGAAAUAAAAUAUUGUAAAUAUUUGAAAAAAAAAAAAAAAAAAAAAGAAAGAACCUCUUACACAUUUUUACUACGAUAUUGAGAUUCACUCCCUCGGUGUCCAGCGAGGAAGGCUUUGGCAUAGUUCCCGGAUGUGGAGGGAGCAUCUGCCUCACAGCAGCGUGUGCGGGCCUGCGGCCUGUCCCCGAAGGACCCAGCAGAGCUCAGCCGCACGGGGGCGGCUGCCGGAACACAGAUGCCGCACCAGACCUCACUCACCCCGAGACAGGGCCGAGCUUCAGUAGCACCUGGAACCCCCAGAUAAAAGCUUCGACCAGACCUUGGACUGCACCUGCAAGGUCCAGAUCACCGACCCAGAUGUUGGGGUGUUCUGGGGGUGCGGUGCCGGGGACAGCCAGACGGCCUCAGGUGCCUACAGAGGAGAGGGCGUGUCCCUGACUUCCAGGAGGAGGACUCAGCCGCAGCAAAGGACAGACGUUGAAUUCUGCUUUUGUAAACACAUGAACAACUACAGUCAAUCCUGUCAAAAAUACUCAUAAAUUAUUUAAUGUCAGUCCACACAUAACCAGGUAUUUUCACCUCAUCAAUAAUAAACUCCUUUGUUUAUUAAA